Molecule: messenger RNA, 1481 nt
Organism: Medicago truncatula (barrel medic)
Lineage: Eukaryota; Viridiplantae; Streptophyta; Magnoliopsida; Fabales; Fabaceae
Product: F-box protein FBW2
Exons: 3
Coding region: 285-1235 (316 amino acids)
Molecular function (GO): protein binding
Source: RefSeq, a predicted model, not a curated record
UUUUCUCUUUCUCUUUCUUUUCCAAAACAAAUGAAAAACUCUUUUUUUCUACUCUCUACACCCUACUCUAUAACUAGCUUACUUUUUAUACGUAAAAAUAAUAAAAUAUAGUAAUUUUUAUUAUUGCAUUGAUUUGAAAUUAAGGCUUGUUGGUGUUGGUGGUUGAAUUUGUGUCUUUGUUCUAUUACAUGCACAUGUGCUGAAUUAUUUGGUUUAUGUUACCUUAAUUCAGGUUCUUCAAGACAUACUCAUCAUCAUCAUUGCUUGAAGAUUUGGACUGGAAAAUGGCAGUAUCAUCUGAUAUUCGUGCUUGGGACGAGUUGAUCCCUGAUACCUUGGGGCUGAUUUUCACGAAACUUUCGCUCUGUGAAAGAUUCACCGUGAUCCCAAGGGUCUGCAAAUCAUGGGCCAGUGCUGUAAAUGGUCCUUACUGUUGGCAAGAGAUAGACAUAACUGACUGGUGCAGCUACUCUGAGCCUCCACAAGUUGAGCGGAUGGUUCAGAUGCUGAUUACUAGAAGUUCUGGAUCGCUCCGGAAACUCAGCGUUUCUGGUAUCCAGACUGAGAGGGUUUUCACAUUCAUUGCUGAUAAUGCGGGCUCGCUACAAAACUUACGCCUUCAAAGAUGCAACAUCAACACUUUUGCUGUUGAACAAAUGACCGGAAAGCUUUCUAAGAUUUCAAUCUUAGAUUUGAGCUACUGUCUCAAAAUCUGUAGCAGUGAUAUAGAGACCAUUGGGAAGAACUUGAAACAUCUGGAAGUUUUCUGCCGGAAUAUGCAUCCGGUAGAAACUUCGGGAAAACCAUCAGAAGAUGCAGAAGCACUCGCGAUUGCCUCUACAAUGCCAAAGCUCAAGCGUCUCGAAAUGGCUUACAAUCUCGUCACCAGUGAAGGUGUUUAUAAAAUCCUCUCGUCAUGUCCUAAGCUAGAAAUUUUGGAUUUGAGGGGCUGUUGGGGUGUCAAACUUGACACCGUGUCUGUGCAGCAAAAGUUUCCGAAACUUGCGGUUUUGGGGCCUCAAGUUAUUGGAUAUUACGAGAUGUUGGAAGAUUGCUCGGAUAUCUCGGAUUCUUCUGACUCCGAAUAUGAUGACAGCGACAUGGACGAGUAUGACUAUGAUGAUGACAGCGAUGAUGGCAUUUGGUAUCAUCUAGGAGGGAUUGAAGAGCUAGAGUUCAGGGCUUAUGCAGGAGGUGUCGAAGAUGCUGCAAUGUAUUGGCCUCCAUCCCCAUGAACUGUGUUCUUGUUUCCCUCAGAACUAUGUUUGGUUUUAUGUUUUCUGUAAUUAGUGCUUCUUUGCUUUGGACUUUCUUUAUGCUCCUUGCAUAAAAUGUAUCAAAGAAAAUGAAGCAUUUGGGCUUCUUGUAAGAACUUAAGAUGCUUAUACAUCUUAAGAUAUUUGAAAGUUUCUUAGGUUCUUAUUUUGAUGGAAUAAAGAUAAGUUUGUAUCAUAGGAAAUAAAGAUAUUUUUUUCAAGCCA